This is a messenger RNA of Caenorhabditis elegans, 1276 nucleotides long. It is a transcript of the gene Y39F10C.1, whose product is annotated as Apextrin C-terminal domain-containing protein. The transcript is spliced from 6 exons. The record is from RefSeq and is marked reviewed. NCBI's taxonomy places the organism in Eukaryota, Metazoa, Nematoda, Chromadorea, Rhabditida, Rhabditidae. Bases 1 to 1203 code for a protein of 400 amino acids.
AUGAUUUUCAAAAUCUUACUCCUGUUUCUAAGUGUCAAUUGCGAAGCCUUACCGGAUAAUUAUAUGAAGGAAAUCAAAUCAGAAGAGAUCACACGAUACGGUGUUUGGUAUGGAUACGUGCACUGUAAUGAAGGAGAAUAUGCAGGAGGGAUGCAGUCCAAGUUUUCGGAAAUUCAUGUCCAUUCGUUUUGGUCGUUUUUCAACUUUUUCGAUAACACUGGGCUCAAUGCUGUGAGGCUUUACUGUCAGAGAAUUGGAGCAAGUAAUUCGACCAACGGAUCCUUAAAUCCAAUAAUGAGUGGAGAAGGUGCUGAUGGAAAAUGGGGAGAAGUUAAAUGGUGUCCAAAUGGUACAGUAAUCACUGGCUUCUCGUUGAAAUCAGUGCCAGAUCGUGGGCCAUUCAAGGAUGAUCUGGGAGCCACCUCAUUCCGUGUGUAUUGUGGAAACCCGUUUGAAGGUCGGAGCACAAAAUUGCUCUUGGAAAGUGACAAAAAUGAGUGGGGUACUUGGACUGGCGAUCAAUUUUGUGAUAAGGGUUUCGCGGUGUGUGGAAUCAAGAGUCAAGUUGAAGCUCGGGCAAAAGAUACGACGGCUCUGAAUAAUGUAAACCUGCACUGCUGCCCAGUAUCCGAAGAUGUUAAACUAACAAGUUGUACUCCGAACCUUGUGGCGAUUAGGAUUGAUACUCUGGAUAAUAGACGCGGUGACACCAAACUAGUCAGAGAGCAUCUUGUCACUAAAUCCUAUACACGUACCAACCAGGACACGAAGACGUUGAGUAAAGAGGAGAAGACUUCGUUUUAUAGAAAAAUUGGCGAAGAAUUCGGUUUUAAUGGCGGGUCACCUGUCUCCUUCAAUACUAAGCUAUUGUUCGACGCAGCUCCCGGAACAGUGUCAGAUGUCUACCAACUAGUUAUCCAGUGCGGAGGUGUUCAGCUCGAACUACAAAAAGUUUUCCAAAUUAGCUCGAAAAAGCCCGGUUCCUCUUCAUCGCUACUAGGCCUGUCGAUGGGUGCCACAAUCCUUAUACUUCUCGCUGCAGCUGUGCUUCUAAUAUUUCUGAUUAUUUUAUCAGUUUUCCUGGAUCGAUCAAAAAUGAGCAGGACUGGUGAAGGAGCAAAACGAGUUUCAAAGACCAAGACGGGGACGCCAAUAAAGGAAAUUGGAAGUGUGAAGAAGAUUCGAUGUUUGAAACAUAAAUGAGACUGAAUUAUUGUACAAUCUGUUGAUCCCAUAGCAAAGGCGCUCUAGCGCACAUAAAAUAUUUCACUGCGUA